AACCUUACUCUGUCUUUGAGACCAUAUGUCCUCUCCCGUCUCCUUCUCCAAAAUCCAUCCUCACCGGCGCUCACUCCGGUCGUGCCAUGUCAGCUAGCCGCGGUGGACCCCACAUCGUCACUCCUUCUCUUCCCCUCACGCGCCUCACCUGAACACCACUCUCCUUCUUCUCCAACAAACCGAACCAUGGCCAGCAACGCCAAGGAAGAGCCCAAAACCGCUCCUCACCCCGAUCGCUGGUACAACCUAACCCUAGGCCCCUCCUUCAAAGACGACUCCUCCAGCAAGUUCUGCACCCUACGAUAUGAAUUUAAGCCGGCGUCGAUUGACAAGACGAAGCCGGGGUCGCUGAAGAAGACGAAGGACAAUAGGGUUACGGUGGAGUUUCAGAACAACCAAUUGGGGAAGCCUAAUGUGUUGUUUAAAGGGAAUAGUGAGGAUUAUAAAGACAACGACGCCGUUUUGUUUUUCGACGGCCAGACGUUUCGGCUUGAGAGGCUUCACAGGGCGGUGAAGCAGCUCCGGCAUGACCGCCAGCCUGGGGAAUCCGCCGGGAUUCCUCUGGAGCCGCAGCUGUCUCCGCCGCCCGGCAAGGUGGCCAAGACGAUGCAUCCUUCUAGAAAUUCAUUCCCUGCCGUGCCGGUUGAGGUGGAACGAAUUGAUAUUGGUGUGCCAGAGAAUUCAGGUGCGAAAUCUGCGAGUAAAGGUGUGGCUGAUUACUCAUUUGAUCAACCAAAUGUCUCUGCUGCUUCGCCAGACCAUAAGGAUGAUGAAGUUGAGGAACAUCAAGAUAUAGAUAUUGAUGAACUUUUUGGUAGCGGAUCACCUGAAGAUGGGAAUGCCGCUGCUGAAAAUAAAUCUAAUGCUGAAUUAGAUAUCAAUAUGCCUCAUCACAACGAGAUUGAUGAUGAGAUUGCUGAUGUAGAUGUUAGUGGUGAUGAAGUUGAUAAGGGCCCAAAUGCUGCAGAAGCCCUUCGAGCCCAGGUAAAUGCGGAGGAGAGUCAUGAGCAGACUUCUUCUUCUACUAGUAGCAGUGGAAGUGGGAGUAGCAGUGGAAGUGGUAGCACCAGCAGCAGCAGUGACAGUGAAGCCAGCGAUGAUGAUUCUGCAGUCAACUCAAUCUGAUACACUGGGGCAGCCGCAGCUGUACUCUCUGUCACAAGGCUGUCCAAGAGUCCCAAAUAGCACAGGGGAGUUGCCCCUAAACCCUAAAAAGCGAAAGAAAACAUAUACAUCCUGUUAUUUGUGAGAUGGUGAUAUGUGCCAGUAUAUGUUAUAACUCUUAAUUUAUAAAGCCUUCCAUGUAUGAAUUGAAACAUUAUUUGAGAAAAUUUUCCAUAAAUGAAUAAUAACUUUUUUGAUGCAUCAAAA
Rosa rugosa (rugosa rose) is the source of this 1371-nucleotide messenger RNA. RefSeq lists its product as uncharacterized. Bases 187 to 1125 code for a protein of 312 amino acids. Gene Ontology annotation, molecular function: transcription elongation factor activity. Gene Ontology annotation, biological process: positive regulation of DNA-templated transcription; regulation of transcription elongation by RNA polymerase II. The record is from RefSeq and is a predicted model, not a curated record. The transcript is spliced from 4 exons. Lineage: Eukaryota; Viridiplantae; Streptophyta; Magnoliopsida; Rosales; Rosaceae. Gene Ontology annotation, cellular component: super elongation complex.